AUGUCCGUCUCAUUUGCUCCUGAAUGCACGGAAGCUAAAAAUAAAUAUGAUGACUGCUUCAACAAGUGGUAUACUGAAAAAUUUUUACAAGGUAAAUCCUUAGAAAAUGAAUGCACAGAAUUGUGGGAUUCUUACAUCACAUGUGUAAACACUGCUUUAGCUAAACAGAAAAUAAAGCCAAUGUUGGAUAAGGCUAGAGAAGAUCAGCCAUUUUCGUCUGAGGAAAUCAGACAAAGUGCUGGAACUCUGGAUUCCAAACCGGAAAGCAAGCGCUGA
Debaryomyces fabryi is the source of this 276-nucleotide messenger RNA. RefSeq lists its product as uncharacterized. Lineage: Eukaryota; Fungi; Ascomycota; Pichiomycetes; Serinales; Debaryomycetaceae. The transcript has a single exon. The record is from RefSeq and is a predicted model, not a curated record. Bases 1 to 276 code for a protein of 91 amino acids.